UCAUUGUGAGUGUCUUCGGAGCCUUUGCUGUCAUGGCACGGCACCUUCAAGCGCGUGUUGACGAAGGCAACGCAACCAUGUCCGUUUCAUUGCCAGCGGAGAAUUACUUCAGAGAACCCACCUCGUCAAGCAUUUUAUAUCUCCAUGUUGGCUUCAUGAUUUUGGCUUGGAUAGGCGCUCUUUCCAUCCUGGCGUCGUUGCAGUUCACCCGCUCCAACCUUACAUAUCCAGCCCGAAUACUGCUGCUCGGGCUGCACGCCCUUGGGAUUAUCUUUGGUCUAGCAUAUAACUCCAGAACACCCGACUUAUAUCGCAAUAGCUCACAUCAUUCACUUGCCUGGACGUUGUCCGCCAUCGCUAUCUUAGAAUCGUUUCUAAGCAUCUUGAGAAGUUUCUCGCGGUCCUACUCCAAUAAAGCCAACUUCGAUGCGAGUCACGAACUGCAGCCGCUUGUCUCUUCUUCCAGCCUUUUCCAAGAAUCCGAGGACCAAAUACAUCCCACAGACCCGACCUAUCUGGCAUCGCUGAGAGAGAAUCGAAGAAAUCGGACAAAUUCUAUAAGAGUCGACGCCCAGGCCGCAAUCGAUGGACGGUAUCAACGACUAUCCUCGCGGGUCAAAAGCUGGUCUAAGUUAAUUUCAGCCAGUCGCUUCGUCCCUACUGUGGCAUCCACAUCUAGCCUUUUCAUCAUGGCAAUGAUCAUCCUAGCGUUUGUUUCUUUAUGCACUGGAAUAGUUACUAUGGCUGGAAUAUUUCAUGGAGACCACAUCUUCAACGGCCUGGCCCAUUUCAUCAAAGGCGGCGUUUUCUUCUUUUUCGGUGUCAUAACCUUGCUUCGCUGCAUUGGCUGCUUUUCUGGGCUUGGCUGGGCGUGGAAUCUCAAAGCCUCGACAGGUUUCCCAUCUCGGAAAUGGGGUCGCUCCGUCACCAUGGAGGGACUUGAAUGUUUGCUCAUCUUCAUUUAUGGAAUCACCAAUGUUUUCCUCGAACACAUCGCAGGUUGGGGAGAGGCGUGGACGGCACAGGAUCUUGAACAUGUCGCGAUAUCGCUCUUGUUCAUUGGCGGUGGUUUGUGCGGCAUGAUGGUUGAGUCCCGGGAUGUCUGGGCAUUGUCAAAAAACCAAAUACUGGAAGACUCUCUCACCUUGAACGAAAAGCAGAAUUUGAUACGCGGAUACUCGACAAACCCCGUACCUGCCAUGAUUAUAUUUCUACUAGGCACAAUCCUCGGUGGCCACCAUCAAAGCACGGUGGAGUCUACAAUGAUGCACAAAUGGUUCGGUAAUUUCCUCACAGCCGCAUCGAUAACGAGAAGUCUCACGUACCUGCUGCUCUAUCUUGCCCCAGCCCGAUCUCGAUCACCAUCCCGGCCUCCAUCUGAGCUUGUCACGUCAUUCUGUCUGAUGUCGGGAGGUCUGAUGCUCAUGGCCAGCAACAGAGACACGGUCGAUGCGAUGAUUGAGAAUGAUCUCAACGCUAUGCUAGUGGCCACCGUCACAAUGGGUAUAACGGCUGUUUUGAUGGCGUGGUGUUUUGCACUAGUUGCUUUAAAGGAGUGGGCGCAGAGGAGGGAAGGAUUGACGAAAGCAGGACAUGCCUAG
Messenger RNA from Cladophialophora immunda, 1601 nucleotides. RefSeq lists its product as uncharacterized. Bases 33 to 1601 code for a protein of 522 amino acids. NCBI's taxonomy places the organism in Eukaryota, Fungi, Ascomycota, Eurotiomycetes, Chaetothyriales, Herpotrichiellaceae. The transcript has 6 exons. The record is from RefSeq and is a predicted model, not a curated record.